This is a messenger RNA of Pan troglodytes (chimpanzee), 3724 nucleotides long. RefSeq names its product eukaryotic translation initiation factor 5A-1. The transcript has a single exon. The coding region runs from base 516 to 980 and encodes 154 amino acids. The record is from RefSeq and is a predicted model, not a curated record. Lineage: Eukaryota; Metazoa; Chordata; Mammalia; Primates; Hominidae. Gene Ontology annotation, molecular function: RNA binding; ribosome binding; translation elongation factor activity. Gene Ontology annotation, biological process: positive regulation of translational elongation; positive regulation of translational termination.
UCAGCCUCAGAGAGAUCCUUCCAGGACAUGCUGUCAUUAGCCCUGAGGUUCACUACUGCACAUGUCCAUGAUUCAGGACUGGAACUCUUCUCAUCGACUUUAAAGAUCCUGGUUGAGAGAAAAGGCCAAUCUGAGUGCUGGGUGCAUCUACUGAAUUGGAAAUGAUCCAAUGGCUCUUUAGUUAGGGUGUUAUGUCCUGAAAAUAGGUGACAACUGCAAACCAUCCUCUGGUGUCGAGUGACUUUAACAAGGUUUGUUUCACACAGACUGAGGGCAGAAAAAAGGAAAUGGCCUAAAAAGGUGGGUUUGCUGUGUUGUCCUCACACUACUUGAUUCAUGGUUCUGAUUCUAAAAAUCUCACUUGAUACUUGAUUUCAUAUGAAAGACGUGUAAAAUGCCUGGGUAGAGGCGGCGGCGGCGGCGGCGGCGGGCUCGGAGGCAGCGGUUGGGCUCGCGGCGAGCGGACGGGGUCGAGUCAGUGCCGUUUGCGCCAGUUGGAAUCGAAGUCUCUUAAAAUGGCAGAUGAUUUGGACUUCGAGACAGGAGAUGCAGGGGCCUCAGCCACCUUCCCAAUGCAGUGCUCAGCAUUACCUAAGAAUGGCUUUGUGCUGCUCAAAGGCCGGCCAUGUAAGAUCGUCGAGAUGUCUGCUUCGAAGACUGGCAAGCACGGCCACGCCAAGGUCCAUCUGGUUGGUAUUGACAUCUUUACUGGGAAGAAAUAUGAAGAUAUCUGCCCGUCAACUCAUAAUAUGGAUGUCCCCAACAUCAGAAGGAAUGACUUCCAGCUGAUUGGCAUCCAGGAUGGGUACCUAUCACUGCUCCAGGACAGCGGGGAGGUAACAGAGGACCUUCGUCUCCCUGAGGGAGACCUUGGCAAGGAGAUUGAGCAGAAGUACGACUGUGGAGAAGAGAUCCUGAUCACGGUGCUGUCUGCCAUGACAGAGGAGGCAGCUGUUGCAAUCAAGGCCAUGGCAAAAUAACUGGCUCCCAGGGUGGCAGUGGUGGCAGCAGUGAUCCUCCGAACCUGCAGAGGCCCCCUCCCCCAGCCUGGCCUGGCUCUGGCCUGGUCCUAGGCUGGACUCCUCCUACACAAUUUGUUUGACGUUUUAUUUUGGUUUUCCCCACCCCCUCAAUCUGUCGGGGAGCCCCUGCCCUUCACCUAGCGCCCUUGGCCAGGAGCGAGCGAAGCCGUGGCCUUGGUGAAGCUGCCCUCCUCUUCUCCCCUCACACUACAGCCCUGGUGGGGGAGAAGGGGGUGGGUGCUGCUUGUGGUUUAGUCUUUUUUUUUUUUUUUUUAAAUUCAAUCUGGAAUCAGAAAGUGGUGGAUUCUGGCAAAUGGUCCUUGUGCCCUCACCACUCAUCCUUGGUCUGGUCCCCUGUUGCCCAUAGCCCUUCACCCUGAGCACCACCCAACAGACUGGGGACCAGCCCCCUCGCCUGCCUGUGUCUCUCCCCAAACCCCUUUAGAUGGGGAGGGAAGAGGAGGAGAGGGGAGGGGACCUGCCCCCUCCUCAGGCAUCUGGGAGGGCCCUGCCCCCAUGGGCUUUACCCUUCCCUGCGGGCUCUCUCCCCGACACAUUUGUUAAAAUCAAACCUGAAUAAAACUACAAGUUUAAUAUGAAAAAAAGAAAGAAAGAAAGAAAGACGUGUAAAAUGCCAAGAACUCUAGGAAACGGGGACAAAAACACUUCAAAGAGAAAGUUCAUGCACUUGUUUCUGACCACCCAGGGCACCCUUCAGCACACGCUGUCUGGAGUGGCCUGAAGCAAGGAGUGUCUUGUGAGGUGCAGAGGAUGCAAUGGGAGCAGGGUCCUGUCCCCACCCUAAAGGAGUUCACAGUUUAACGCAAAUGAGAAGCCAGUGAGGACAUCACUACUCCUGCUGUGAACUUGGGAACUAGAAACACAAAACCUGAGUCUGGAGGGAAGCUAAGGAAGCAUUCUGCUCUGGAGUAGACAUGAGUGCAUGUGAAGCUUCUGAUCUCCCAUGAGAGCAAUGGGGACAUGGGGCAGAAUCUCAAACCCAUGACUGAAAGCACCAAAUUGCUAAAAUGGCAAUAAAGAGACAUGAGGCCAAGAUGAAGAAGAAGGAACCCAGGACGAAGGUCAGCCUCACAUUUGGAGCUCAUUUCCCUCAGUUUCAUCACUGAAUUUCAGAAGGGACUAACUGAGAUGCAAAGAAGCAGAGCGGCUUUUGCACCAUGUGGAGGAUUAGAUGGAAAACAAGUAGACUGAGGGUCUGCUAGUGAAGGUGACCCCUACUGAAGUCCACUGGUUUUGGUUGGGACCCAGAAGAGUCACACGCCAGGAAUAGAGGUGGACAGGAAACACCCUGACUUUUGUAGGGACUGAACCUCACUGAUAACCUCAAUUGCUGAUGGUAUGGAGGGUGUCUAGGUGUGCUAGGACCCCUGCCCAUUCCCCAGAAAUAGACUCCCAUCUUUUCUGCAGCAAGAUAACAUGCUAGUAGGCCUCAAUUCAUUGCUAAAUAUUUUUAACGAGUGUCUUACAUUUAGCCAAAAAGACUAGUCAUGUGGCAGGAAAAAUACAAUGUCAUAUGACCAAAAGCUAAAAGACUGUGAAAAUGAAUCCCGAGGUGACCCAAGCAUUGAAUUUAACAAUGCCAGUACCUGGACCUCCGCUUGCCCCUAAAACAUUACAAUCAAGAAUGUAGGAAGGGAAAAGAAACACGAAGAUUAAUCAAGCAGGAAGGACAAGCUCAGUUUUGCACCCACUGAAUUUGCCACAAAUAUUGUGGAAAAUAUUCUCAGGGACAUUGCAGUUGUCUACUUUGGUUGGCACAUGGUUCAUACAACAGUGUUUGUGUCAGUGAACAUCUUACUCUUCCUCGGCAGUCUUUCUUUGCCCAGAGAUUUCGCAAUGACUGUUGACCUUCAUCAUCACCUUUUGGACUUUGGCUUGCACUUCAGCUUCCGUAGAUCUCCAUGAUGUAAAGAAGUAUUUUAGGUCCAUUUUAAUUCCUGCAAAGGAUAAAAUCCUUCUAUUUGUGUGCAUAUAAGUGGACCUGAGCCCUUGGUUAGGGUGUAGAGAGGAGAAGGGGAGAAACCUGAGGGCCAGAAGCUGUUCUUUCCCUUAAAAGGGCAAACUCAUUUCCACACUAUGGGGACUCUGACAGAUAGCAUACCUUCCUGUCUAUGGCUAUUGGACCUGCAGGCUUUCCCCUGUAAAUCCAUGUUCUGUCAUUGACAUUUUGUGACUGUAAGACAGACUUGAGAUAAGACAUCUAGAAAACAAUAAUUGAACAAUGAUGUGAAUAUAUUUCACACAACUGAACUGUACAUUUCAACAAGGUUAAGAUGGUAAUUAUCACGUUAUACAUAUUUUACCGCAGGUUAAAAUGUUUCACAGGUUGAAAGGAAAGCAACUACCUUCAGUUCUCUGAGUUCAAGAAUUUGUAACAUUUCACCCCCUGCUCCUUCCUGAUCUUCUGUGGAGCAUCUUUUUUCCAUCCAUGCUCUACUCAGAGCCCACUUUCCCUUCCCUGACACCAGCUUCACUGAGGCUGGUUGGAACCUAACACAAAACAUUCUCAGUAAUGACUGAAUUCUCACAAAGAAUUCCAUAUAGACCGCAUAUGAGUUGAAUCUUCUAAGACAUGAAAUAUUUGUUCUCUUCUUGGCUAAUAUGCAAUGCAAAUCCUGUUGCAGAUGUACGUCAUAUACCUCUGAAAUUCCUGAUGUAUUCAAUGAAAUAACAUCUUUAAA